Molecule: messenger RNA, 339 nt
Organism: Helobdella robusta
Lineage: Eukaryota; Metazoa; Annelida; Clitellata; Rhynchobdellida; Glossiphoniidae
Exons: 4
Coding region: 1-339 (112 amino acids)
Source: RefSeq, a predicted model, not a curated record
AUGCACAAACAAAUAUACACGCACGGACAUACACAGAGAUUUUCAUGCAUACAAAUCGCUCUCUUGUUCGGAGUCAGAGUCACAUGCCAAUCUUACUAUAUCGAGAUACGAUAUCAGACUUGCACAUCUCCGCUUCAUUUGUCUGCUCGGUACAUCUCUUAUCUCGUUGCCUUGGAGACGCUCCGAGAUGAUGGACGAGACAUGAGGUGGCCGCCGACAAGCGACGACAAACAACAACUAAUCACCAACGAUCAUCGUGACGAUGACGUCAUCGACUACGUCAUAACGGCGACUACCAUUGGGACUUCCGAUGAAAUGGCCUGCAUAAAACUUUCAUAA